CCGUUUUGUACUGGCGGUAUCAGCUAGCCGUUUUGGAACGCCGGUAUCCGGGCCAAUUCUCCUAUGACACUGGCCUCGAUCGAAAAUCUCGUAUCAGCGGAAUGGCGAUGUUUCAAGCCAGGACUUUCGGCCAAGGUGUUAAGGAUAAUCUGCUAGUACUUUCAACAGUUUUCACUCUAUUUGCCGGUUUAUCAUGCUCGGAACCUUUUUCAAAUGGGUGGUUACCUGUUGAAGAUGUGGUUACACCAUAUGAACAUGGCAAGCACGGCUCCCCUCGCUCUCAUCGACAGAUACGAGAAUGUCAACCAGUCAUAUAUGGUAACGUGACUCAUCACAUGCAAAAAUCACACAACUCGGAGCAGAAUGGAAAAGUCCCUUACCCCAUAACUGAUCUGAAGUAUUUUUAUGAUGACCUACCGCUUGGUGAGCGAGCCCCUGGGCACAUCGUUUGGGUGAAGAAUCCCGCCCGGACAGUCUCUGUCCUGGAGCCAUAUGACUCUGGUGGUUGCACCAACCUCCACAGGGCCACUGUCGUAGCCUCUGCUAAGCAGGAGAACUGUAUGGUUGCUGUCAAUGCAGGAUUUUUCAACACCAGAACUGGCGAUUGCUAUGGAAAUGUGGUGACCAAUGGAAAACUGGUCCAAUCAAGUGGAGGCUUGCAGAAUGCACAUUUUGGUAUCCGGGCUGAUGGGACAAUCGUUUUUGGGUAUUUAUCAGAAGAGGAUGUAUUACAGAAGGAAAAUCCAUUCAUCCAGCUUGUGGGAGGAGUUGGUUGGUUGCUAAGAGAUGGUGAAAUAUACGUGGAAGAGAGUAGGAAUGCAGAGUGCGAAGAUGUAGAGGAAUCAGGUACUGUGGACCAAUUCUUCAACAUGUUGUCAGCGAGAGUGGCCGUCGGUAGUGAUGAUGAAGGUCAUUUGGUACUUGCAGUUAUAGAUGGACAGAGCAAAGUCAGGGGGCUAUCAUUGUCAUCCUUUGCAUCAUGGCUUCUAUCUCAUGGAGUAAAGAAUGCUAUAAACCUUGAUGGUGGAGGAUCUGCUUCCUUUGUGAUCAAUGGUACAGUAGCCAACAAUCCAUCAGAUCAUUGUCGAAACUCUGCCUACCGAUGUCCUAGGCAAGUUUCCACCAUAAUCUGUGUCCACGAGCCAAGAUGUGAUCCAAGAGAUUGUAAUAACCAUGGCGACUGUAUCCAGGGAGUGUGUCAUUGCCAUGCCAAGUGGCAUGGUGUGUCAUGUGAACAGCUACAAUGUGGAAAUCACAACUGCAGUGAGAGAGGCAUUUGUUCGGGAGAUGGAUGUCGUUGUGAUGAGGGCUACUUUCCCCCAGAUUGCUCAAUGACUUGCCCUAGUGGUUGGUAUGGUCAAGACUGUAGCCGUCAUUGUGAUUGUGUUCAUGGUGGAUUGUGUGAUCCAAUCAAUGGAGAAUGCAAAUGUCUUCCCGGCUACACAGGAAAAUACUGUCGAGAGAUUUGCCCUAUUGGAUAUUAUGGACCUGGAUGCAAUGAAGAAUGUCAAUGCAGUGAUGAUCUGUGUCCCUGUCACCAUAUAACAGGAUCAUGUAUGCUUCGGCACAAUGACUCAUACUAUGGUAGUAUUCUUAAAGUUGGGGAGUGUCUCGCCAGGAGAAUCAUCCGAGAUGAAGCGCUGGUUCCAUACAAUCCUCUCUUGGAAGACCAACUCACAGUGCUCCUCAUUAUAGCGGUUGCCGUGGCAAUCGUCAGCAUCCUGUGCAAUAUCAUCUGCCUCUGUUUUCGCUGCUCCUGCAGGUGCACCACCUUGUCAUGCGAGAAUGGGUACAGUAUCCCAAGGAAACAUGUCUACCAUCAGCUGGAUAAUGCAGACUACACAGAGGAAGAUGAUAACCUCUGACCCUUGUGUGACCUUUGACCUGUACAUCCAUCUCCAGUACUUUUGUGUAAUCAGAUUAUUUAUAUGACUUUACAAAUAAUAUUGGUAUUAUAUUGAAAUAUUUUUAAUUUCAGGUCUGCUUUGCAGCAUGGGUAUUAAAUAUUGAGUUUCAUGUAUUUUUUUUUUGUGUGUGUUACUGACAGUAUUUGUGGAAAUGAUGCUGCUGAAUCAGGUGCUCUACCAAUUAUUUCUUGUUUAAGGGAAAAUAUAACCCUUGUAUUUCAAAACUGAUUGGUUUUCAGAAAAGCCGUAAAGUAUGAUUGACAAGUGACAUAAUGUGACAUUUACCUCAUUCUGCAGUGCAUAUACCUAUUGGAAAUUGUUUUUGUAAGCUUUUCAAUGUAUACAACUGCUGCAUUACAUAUGGGUUGCAUAUAUUACCAACGACCAUCAAAUUUUAUGUUAAGAAUACAGGAGAACAUUAAAACUGGGGAUUUUCCAAUAAAUAGUUCCCUAUAGAAAUUAUUUAUUAUUUGUUAUUUUUAAAUAAUAUCAUGCAUUGGAAAGGGGCAAGAAUAGAUAUCACCUUCCUCUUAUUUUUUCUGAUAAAUGGAAGCUGCAAUCUUGGAUGAUGUCUUGCCUUAUAAUUUGCCCAUGGUCAUAUAUUGAACAAAACAGGUUAUAUUGUCAGUUCAUGCAGUAACUAACAUGCACCCAAUAUAUUUUUGCACAAAAAUAGUAUUUUUGUUUGUUUCUUUUAUACCUCAUGGCACUAUUACAUGUUCAUUGUGGUAUGUGUUAUAUACGACAAAUUUGGUACUAAUUUGUUUCUUUCAAUAUAUACUCCAUUAUGACAUAGUACUUUUAGCAUGUACUUUGUAAAAAUAUUAGUACUAUUUCAGUUUUAUAUGCCUCCACCCGGAGGAGGCAUUGUGUUUCCAGGUCAUUCAUCUACCCAUCCCAUGUAUGCAUAUAGGAGUGACAAUUAUGAGUAAAUUUUGGGUCUCGAGGUCAAAGGUCACAGUGGUCUUCGUAUACCUGAAAAGGUCUUGAUCUCAGGAUAAAUAAAGAGCUGUUCAAGGGGUCAAAUCCAGAAUUUGCUCAUAUAUUAGUCUAUACAUGUGAGUGAUGAUGAUCUGAGUAGAUAUUGGGGUCACAAGGUCAAAAGGUCACAGAGGUCAUUAUAUACCUGAUAACUAUAGAAUCGUUUGAGGGAUCAUCUUUUGAUAUAGCUAAUAUGUUUAUAAAAUUAUGGGAGCGAAGAUGAUCUAAUCAUACAUUUACGUUGCAGGUUAAAAGGUCAAAAGUAAUAGAGGUCAACCAUUUCUUUUUGUCACAAUAACGUGUAGGUCCUAUGAACACAGCAUAUUUAUCCUCAGUUCAUGUAUGCUUUUUGGAGUGACAAUCUAGAUUUUUCUAGUGUUUGAAAAUAUAAGAUGUUGAGUUUGAAAUAUACUUGUAUUUCUAAUGUGGCGAUGUCAUACAUUUUUACUGCAUGCAUUUUAUCUACCUGGUAUCUUUUGUAAUGUUAUAGAAAAGGAAAAUUGUGUUACUACAUGUAUGCAGUACUAGUGGCUUUGUGAAGUAUAUUUAUGUUAUUUUCAGGAUUUUUCUUGGGUAGAGCUUGGUUUCUUCAUCAGUGGUAUUGUGUGUGAUGCUGUAUUAAAAAGUGUAUUCCUUUUCCAUCAGGGUGGAUCUGUAUUGGAAUACGCGCAGCAUCUAGGUCGGGUCUUUGACAUGUGCGCGCCAUUCCAGAGACUUUAUUAUACUUCAUUAUCAUGUGUAUUACCAGGAGAGGAUGCAUUAACAAAUGUACAAUAUUUGAUAUAUUUUCUGUGGAUAUGGGAAUUUUAUGUUAAAUUUACAAAAAUCAUGUAAUUUUAUCAAUCUGUUUAUAUUUGCUUGCUUUUCAAAGAAAGUGUACGAGACCUCUGGUACCCAUUAGAAUGAUCCUUGAGUAUAAUUCACAUUGCUGACUCUUACCAAACUUUAGACAGGCUUUAAACCUAAGCUUGGUUUAACUGUCAGAAUACCACCCAUUGGGGUUGAUUUGCGUAAUGGGAAAGCGGUCUGUGGUCCAACCAAGAACAAUCAUCAGGGACCCUUUUCAUAAAACUUGUUAUAAUAACAAAUUUACCAUAACAGUUAACAGCUAUUGAAAUACAUCAGGGGCCCAUUUCAUGAAGAGUUGCAACUGUUGUAACUUUGCUAUUAUGGCAUCUACCAUGGUAACCUUGAUUAUGAUUGGCUGAUGAGCCCUGUUACCGUGAUAGUUGCCAUUAUGGCAAAGUUACAACAGUUGCAAGUCCUUUAUGAAACGGGACCCUGAUUGGCUGAUGGUAAAUUUGUUAUAGAAAUUAGGCAUUUGUUACUAUAACAAGUCUUUAUGAAAUGUUACCCUGGGUGUGGGUCGUAAAUAGGUUCACUUUUAAGCCACCUCCACUGGAUUUGCUGCAUUUUUUAUCUAUUUCUUUUUCCUUACACAAGCCUUGCUUUGGUGUUACAUUGUUAGGGAAUAGAUAAUAUAAAAUUAUGUCUAGAUAGAUUCCCCAUUUAAGCAAAUUUAAUCUGAAAUGAUUUGUUGAAUUUGAGUCUUCCAUUAUGAAAUUCCAAUUGUGUAUUUAUCUUCAUCUCUAUUUUUGCAUGCUUGCCCCAAAAUUGGUCACUUUGGCAAUGUGUAUGUGUUUGUUAUUUGCAAUGACUUAUAAAUGGUGUAUAGGUAUAUGUUGUUUUAUAUCAUGUUUUUUUUAAUCAGUUAUGAUAAUGGUUCAUACCAUUUUGUAUAACAACAUUUUUGCAUGACUGCUUUCGGUUAAGGUAUUAUUAGCAUUGUGAUGUUUUAAGCUAUGUAUUUGUUCAUACCCUUUAUGAUAUCCUUUAUCAGGAGAAAAUGUUUUAACUUUGGUAUUUUUUGGAUUUUUUUAGUAAGUCUAAGUAAUUAUUAUCGUGGAUGUAUAUUCAUAAUUUCUGACCGUUGGUAAAAAUCACUUUUAUCGACACCUAGAUGUUGAAUUUGACAAUUUCUGAUGUUAAUUACCUUCUUGAAAUUUAUAAUUUCUGACAAUUGAUAAUUUAUGUUGGGAACAUCAGAGAUGUUAAAUUUGACAAUUUCAGAGAUUAAUUACUUGCUAAAAAUUUAGAAGUUCGGCCAAUUAAUAAUAUUUUUUUGACAAACUAGAGAUUAAUUACCUUCUUGAAAUUUAUUAUUUCUGACUAUUGAUAAAAAUCUUUGGCAUAAUCAUGGCCUAAGAUUACAAAAGUUGUUUCACUUUUUUUUUAUAGAAUUCCUAUUAUUUACAUGUACAGUAUUGUGGAUGCAAAAUGCAAAUUUACAAAUAUGGUAUGCAUCAUAUCAUCAAUAAUAUAUCUCACUCAAAGUUGUGUAUAAUUUGACUGGAAAAGGUUAAAAAGUGUAGUAAUUUUUUACUGGCUCUAGGUACAGGCGAUCUUAAAUGUGAUGUUGGCGAUCGAUUGAUGUAAUUUUGUAACACAACUCCUUGUGUCUAAUUAAGGAUUUAAUAAAUAGUACUUCUGUAUGUUGGGUGUAUGAAAAGAUAAAUUAUUGUAAUUGUGAAAUUUCCAGCACUUUCAAACUAUUCUAGUGAUAUAUUCCUUUUGAAAAUAUAUUUUGUCAUUCUCAGUAUAGCCUGUUUACAAUGAAUGUCUAUUUUUCUUUGACAUUUUGUGUAUUUAUGCUAGAAAUACUAAUUAGAAUUUGGAGAAAUAUUUAAUAUUUUCAUUGAAGAAUCCCUUACUUUAUUAUAACAUUUUCAAACCAUUACAACCAGUAAUAUCUCACUCUUAAUUUUGAAUGUUAACAAGUUACUGAAAUUAUCAAUAGUAAGAGCAUCCAAGUUGUAUAUUUGAAAGUAUUUAUAUUAUUGAACAUAAAACCAAUCAGGACCUUUUGUGAUUAUGGUAACUACCAUGAUUGUCUGUUGAGCCCUGUUUCCAUGGUAGCAGAGUAAUCAUGAGGGCAUGUUCUUUAUGACAUAGGCGCCAGUUUUCAAUAAUAGAAAAUUAUUUCAAGUCAAACGCUAUAUGAUAAAGCUCUAUGAUUUUUUUCAUGUUUGAAUUUGGAGUCUUGUAGUUGGUAUAGCUCAAAGGAACUCAAAAUAGAUGCCAAAUUUGAAUUCUAAUGGCAGUACAAACAGGAAAUAACAACUACACUUUUGUAAUAUUGGAAUGUAUUACUGACCAAUUACCAAAGCGAUUAACAGUUAUUCAGGGUGAACAAUAAAGCACGAAGGUAGUUGAUUUUUUUUAUUUUUAUAAAUUGAUAAAGAACUGCAGAAUUGAAUAUAUCUCAUCAUAUGAGGACGGGUUGAUACAGCAGAUAUGCUCUGAACUAGUACGUGUACUUGUACAUUUGACUUUGUUCAGUACCUGUCAAUUUCAUUCCUUACACGACUUUAUACUUUAAUAGUAACAAUAUGCAAUGCCACGUCUAGAGUCAUUCAAAGCAAACCUCAAGCCAUAUAUUUUCUCAUUAUAUUUUAUAUAACACCCCCCCCCUUCUGUGUAAUAAUUCCCUCUGAGCCUCUGAAUAGGAAACUAGAUAGAAGGCGCACUCUGUGACCAUGACAGCUGAAAUACUUUGACACCGACAGUAAUAAUGAAAACAUUAUAGGACUUGAUUUUAAGUUUGUUGUAUUUUGUAAGUACUAAGUUCUCU
Molecule: messenger RNA, 6519 nt
Organism: Lytechinus pictus (painted urchin)
Lineage: Eukaryota; Metazoa; Echinodermata; Echinoidea; Temnopleuroida; Toxopneustidae
Product: N-acetylglucosamine-1-phosphodiester alpha-N-acetylglucosaminidase-like
Exons: 9
Coding region: 102-1865 (587 amino acids)
Biological process (GO): secretion of lysosomal enzymes
Source: RefSeq, a predicted model, not a curated record